AAAGAGUUUCAUUAGUUUGUUUUGGUUUUGUCUUGGUUAAGUCUGAAGUCAUAUUAUAAUACAUUUUUCGGCAUAUUUUAAAGAAUAUUAAUUCUUGUGCUUAUUUAAAAGUUAUUAAUUUCGAUUUAAAUGUAUUCAAUUUGUCUGCCAUUCUAACUGAUUUCUAAAAACUAUAUAAAAGGUACCUAUAUAGUAUUUAUCACAAUUAUAUUUGUACUUCUCAAAAAGGCAUUCCUAUUUACUUGUAUUGUGAAGUAUAUUGUCAAUAUUAUCAUGACUACUCUACUGGAUCGUUUGCAAGAACACUUGGUAAAGAAACGACAGGGGUUGAAUGAUGUACAUGAAACGUUAAAAAAAAUUACUGGUCGUGAUACGUUUGAUGAUCAUUUAAACCAUGGUAAAUUCAACAAACGACCACAGGUAGGUGGUGACCAAAAACCACAAUUCAGAGAGUCAUUAAAGAAAGAUGUCAAGCGAUUACGAGAUAAUAAUCCUUCCUUUAGAAAUGAUAAUCAGAAUCGUAAGGUUUUUGUUAACCCCAAUGAAUCAUCAAAAAUUUUUAAAAAUGGAAAUAAUUCGGGCAGGAUAUCAGCUAAGGAUCGUUUAGGGACAAUUGUUGCAGAUGAUCACCAGAAACCUAUAAAGGAAAAAUAUGAAGAUGAUGAAGAUAUGGACGAAGAUCCUACGCCCAAAAAAACCCUUCAAUCGCAAGUCAUGUUGUCAUCUAAAAUUAUGAAAUCUCGCACUGAAGUAUUGGCUGCUCAACAAGGUGAUCAAGUGACUAAAGAACGAAACCGACGUAUGUUUGGGUCAUUAUUAGGUACUCUACAAAAGUUUAAGAAAGAAGAAACUCAAUUGAAAGAUAAAGAAGAGAAAAAAGCUAAAAUUGAAAGAAGAUUAGAUGAAGAAGCAUUGAAAGAAAAAGAAUCAUUAGUCCUACGGAAGCGAGAAUUAUUUAUGCAAAGGAAACAGCAACAAAGGGACAUAAAAAAUAUAGAGAUUAAAAUGGGAUUGGUAAGAAAUUUUGAAAUAUUUGAACGCCAAAUAAAUUGCACAAUGAAUUUUAUUAAAACUGAAUAUGAUCCUUCGGUGUUUUACUUACCUAAAAUACACAACGAAAAGACUGAAAAAAAAUUAGACAAGACGCGUUCAUAUUUGAGCAAUAUCUUAGGGAAGAAAAGGAAUAUGGUUGAAAGUCAAAUUGAGAAGUUGUUACAACCUGAUGACGAACAAAUGGAGUUUGAUGACAGAGUGGAAGAUGGCGAAGUAAGAGGUGCUGAUGAAGAAGAAGAUGCUGAUGUAGAUGUGUACGAGAGGCAUCAAGAUAAUGGAACUUUUAACUAUGAUUAAAUCCAAUUCUUAAUGACAAGUAUAAUGAACUCAAUAUUUUGUAUAUUUAUUGUAAAUAUUGUUUUAGCACCUUCAACAUUGUUUUAAAUAAUUUAUACAAACUUGGGUUGAGCUCAUUUAUUUGUAGACUAAACCUUUUUUUAAAUACAUUUAUUUUGGUAUUUGAAUAUUUUAUAAAAACUUGGAGAUUACAUGCCAUUUUAGUUUUGUGUUUAAAAUUAAUAUUAUAUAAUUUAUGAUAAGUGUUAGUUAGUCAUUCAUUGAGUUUGUCUUAAUAUAUGUACCUUUAAACUUCAUAAUUUCUGUAUUAAAUUAAAUUUAUUUAUAACAUUAAAUUAAAUUGUUAUUCCUGAAAUCUAAGACCUUUUAACUAAAUUUUAUUAUUUUAAGUAUAUACUUAAAAGUAGAUUUAAACGCUUGUUGUUCAAACCGGUAUAUAAUAAAAACAUUUUGAUUUUUAAACAAUAAAAAAAAAAAUCUUAAUGUUACUACAACAAA
This is a messenger RNA of Acyrthosiphon pisum (pea aphid), 1848 nucleotides long. It is a transcript of the gene Pnn, whose product is annotated as desmosome associated protein-like protein pinnin. The transcript has a single exon. Bases 274 to 1350 code for a protein of 358 amino acids. Gene Ontology annotation, cellular component: catalytic step 2 spliceosome. The record is from RefSeq and is a predicted model, not a curated record. Lineage: Eukaryota; Metazoa; Arthropoda; Insecta; Hemiptera; Aphididae.